GCCCUCCAACCUCUUGGCAGUGGAAAAGUCGCCGCCGCAUUCCCCUGCUAUUCCGUCCAGAUUCAUUUCCUUCCCGGUAAUGGCCCUGUUUAUGAAUAUCACCACCACCACCACUUCCCCCGUCUCCCUAAAAUGACUGCGAAAAUGGCUGACGAAGAAUUCUCCGCCCCACUGAUUCCCAUGUGCGAGGAGGAGCCGCCGGGGAGCCCGGCCGAAGAGGAGAGCUCUCCGGUGGAGCAAGUGGCGCUAACAGUUCCGGAAACCGACGACCCGACACUGCCCGCCGUGACAUUCCGGGUCUGGGUCCUCGGCGCUCUGGCCUGCGUCCUUCUCUCCUUCCUCAAUCAGUUCUUCUGGUACCGCCGGGAGCCGCUGACGAUCAGCUCCGUCUCCGCCCAGAUCGCGGUGGUGCCGCUGGGGAACCUGCUUGCGAAGGCGGUUACCAGGCGCGUGUUCUUCCCGGGGCGGAGGUUCGAGUUCACCCUCAACCCGGGUCCGUUCAACGUGAAGGAGCACGUGCUGAUCACCAUCUUCGCCAACUGCGGCGCCGCCAAUCCGUACUCCGUCCACGUCGUCACCGCCGUCAAGAUCUUCUACCGCCGGUCGUUGACUUUCUGGGUCUCGCUGACCGUGGUGGUGACCACGCAGGUGCUCGGGUUCGGAUGGGCCGGAAUAUUCCGGCGGUUCCUGGUGGAUCCGGCUUCCAUGUGGUGGCCCCAAAAUCUCGUUCAAGUCUCUCUAUUCAGAGCAUUCCAUGACAGAGAAGAGCGAAGCAGCAAAGAUGGGUUAACCAGAAACCAGUUUUUCACCAUUGCCUUCUUCUGCAGCUUCUCCUAUUACCUCUUCCCCGGCUAUAUCUUCCCAAUGCUCUCUUCCCUCUCCUGGGUUUGCUGGAUAUUCCCGGGCUCCGUCCUGGCCCAACAGCUCGGCUCGGGCCUAAAAGGCCUGGGCAUCGGGGCUAUUGGGCUGGACUGGUCGAGCAUAUCGUCCUACAUCGGGAGCCCAUUAGUGAGCCCGUGGUUCGCCACCGCGAACGUCGCGGUCGGGUACGUCCUCCUCUUGUACGUCAUCACGCCGUUGCUGUACUGGAACGGCGUGUACGGCGCGAGGAGGUUUCCCAUAUUCUCCGACGGGCUCUUCAACUCCGGCGGUGAGCAGUACAACAUCUCCGCCAUUGUUGACCGUGACUUUCGCAUCGACCACGACGCGUACGACCGCGAGGGCCGUCUUUACAUCAGCACGGUCUUUGCGGUGAUGUAUGCCUUCUCUUUUGCUUGCCUCACUGCCACUAUUGUUCAUGUCAUCCUCUUCCAUGGAAGGGACAUAUGGCAACUCAGCAGUUCUGCAUUUCAAAACAAGAAGAUGGAUGUCCACACAAAGCUGAUGAGGAGAUACAAACAAGUCCCUGAAUGGUGGUUCACCUGCAUUCUUCUUCUGAGCAUCUCAGCUACAAUUUUCACAUGUGAGCUCUACAAGAACCAGCUGCAAUUGCCAUGGUGGGGUGUCUUGCUCGCUUGCGCCAUUGCCUUCGUCUUCACCCUCCCCGUCGGUAUAAUCACCGCCACCACAAACCAAACGCCGGGUUUGAACGUGAUAACGGAGUACGUAAUUGGGUACUUGUAUCCGGGAUAUCCCGUUGCUAACAUGUGCUUUAAGGUCUACGGAUAUAUAAGCAUGAAGCAGGGGCUAACCUUUCUCCAAGACUUGAAACUCGGACAUUACAUGAAGAUUCCUCCCAGAGCAAUGUUCAUGGCUCAGGUGGUUGGGACGUUAGUUUCGGCAUCGGUGCAUCUAGGGACUGCAUGGUGGCUCAUGGAAACAGUACCGUUCAUCUGUGACCGGACAAAGCUUCCGCCGGGCAGCCCGUGGACGUGCCCGAGCGACCACGUGUUUUACGACGCCUCGGUCAUCUGGGGUCUGAUCGGACCGCGCCGGGUCUUCGGAGACCUGGGCAAUUACUCCGCCGUGAACUGGUCUUUCCUGGCCGGCGCCGUGGCGCCGGCCAUAGUCUGGUCGGCGAGCAAGGCGUUCCCGAGCCGGCAAUGGAUCAAGCUGAUCGUAGUUCCGGUGGUGCUCGGGGGAACAAUGAACAUGCCUCCGGCCACCGCCGUGAACUACAACAGCUGGAUUCUCAUAGCUUUUCUCUCCGGUUUCGUGGCGUUCAGGUACCACCGGAGCUGGUGGGGCCGCCACAAUUACGUGCUGUCCGGGGCGUUGGACGCCGGGCUGGCCUUCAUGGGAGUGGUUUUGUACUUGUGCUUGGAAAUGGAAGGUGUUAGGUUUGAGUGGUGGGGGAGUGAAGUUGAUGGCUGCCCUUUGGCCUCUUGCCCAACUGCACCAGGCGUUUUGGUUGACGGAUGCCCUGUGUUUUCACCUUAAUUGAGGUGUACAUGAUUGUAAUUUUUACUUCGUGUCAAUAUAACCUCGAUUGCGGAUGGUGGGGUGACGUGACCCGACCCGAAAUCAAAAGGCGUGGCGGGCUUCCCCGUGGCAGCGUCGAGGAGGCCGCCCCUGCGGACGUUCCGGUAGGUUGAGUACGCCGUGGUCAUGAGCGCGUUUUUAACUAUCUCAACUUAAUAUUCUCGAUUCAAACAUAUAUAUUUUGUUAUUCUUUAUUUAUUUGGUUCAACCUUGUCUAUCU
Molecule: messenger RNA, 2641 nt
Organism: Cuscuta campestris
Lineage: Eukaryota; Viridiplantae; Streptophyta; Magnoliopsida; Solanales; Convolvulaceae
Source: the annotation of a GenBank genome assembly